Molecule: messenger RNA, 1599 nt
Organism: Rhodamnia argentea
Lineage: Eukaryota; Viridiplantae; Streptophyta; Magnoliopsida; Myrtales; Myrtaceae
Product: protein N-terminal and lysine N-methyltransferase EFM7
Exons: 8
Coding region: 99-839 (246 amino acids)
Source: RefSeq, a predicted model, not a curated record
GGACCGAUGGGUGUUUGUCAGACUUAUUGCAUCAGGCCCCUCCGCCGCAGCUCGUCCGAGGCGAGAUUUGGUCGUGCAAACCCACAGCUCGCACGAGGAUGGACAUAGCUCUGUUCUCUCCGUCUUCUCUCUUCGCCGACCCUGACGACUCUUCCUCUGAGGAGCAACAUGAGUCCGAGACCCCACAGAGCUACGCGGAGAGGACGCACCGGUUUCCUGGAAUGGAUUUGAUCAUCCGUGAGUUCUCGUUCCACCAGCUGAAUGCUAAUCUUUUAUGGCCGGGGACAUUCGCAUUUGCUGAAUGGCUAGUUCAGCACCGGACAUGGAUAGAAGGACGGCGCAUUAUUGAGCUGGGCAGUGGAACUGGAGCUCUGGCCAUCUUUCUGCAAAAGUCUUUUAGUCUUGACAUCACCACGUCGGACUAUGAUGACCUGGAGAUUGAAGAGAAUAUAGCGCAUAACUGCAAGAUUAACGGAAUUACACCUGUCCUUCCUCAUAUAAGACAUUCAUGGGGGGACACCUUUCCUGUCGGUGAACCACAUUGGGACCUGGUCAUUGCUAGUGACAUUUUGUUAUAUGUGAAGCAGUACCAGAAACUGAUUACGAGUCUUUGCUCUCUCCUAAAAAAUUAUAAGCCAACAGAUGACAGGACUGAUGUUAAGGAGACCAGUCAAAAAGCAGGAUCUCAUGUGAGGUUUCCACGGCCAGCAUUUCUUAUGAGUUGGAGACGCAGAAUUAGAAAAGAAGAUGAGUCUCUCUUCUUCAAUGGUUGUGCAGAUGCUGGACUAGAAGUGGAGCAUAUCAGCUCCAGGGUAUACUGUAUCAAACCUAGAGACUAGAGAAUCAAGAUGAACUGAGCAUCUUGGCAUUGCCAUUGUGCAUGGAAAGGGCCAUGCUUUCAGAGUAUUUAAUAUAACUGAAGGAAGAAGAUAACUGUGCAGCUGAAUCUGGAGGAUGGAUCACAGGUUAGUGUCUACUGAGAAAAGGUUACUCUGUCGGCACUCGGAUUCUCAGCAUGAUUUAGUGUCGUUGAGUAUAGUUAUUUGGAAAAUCCACACCAACACCCCCCCCCCUCUUCUCCCCUUUCAAAUCUAAAUAUUUUCAGCUCUAAAGGGAUCUCUGGGUGUGUGUGUGAGGAUGCAAGCCUCGCCGCCUCGCUAGCAUGCUUCUUGUUAAAUUCUAUUGGUGGAUCCGACGAAGUUCCUAGCGACGGACCGAAAUGAGGUUGGAUUGAUGAAAGAAGGACAAUGACUGGAAGGCGUUUACAGGUGUCGAGAUCUACAUUCUUCUUUGUAUGUUCCGCUGUGGUAAGUAGAUGAUGCCUAAAGCAAUAAUUUUCUUGUUUUUAAGCAUUCUAAUGUAUAUUGAGAAGGAAAUACUGUCAUAAAAGUAAAAAUGUAACACAAGUGAGGUAAGAGUGAAAGUAGGCCACUUUAGCAAAGUUUAUUGAAUGUCAUUCCUUGGGGAAGAAGUAAUGGAAUGGACUCUCCUCCUCACCAUGAACGGAGUAGCCAGUCCUUUUGAUAGAUGCAAAAGGGCAUUCCGUCUUGGUCACGAGGAAGUAAUGUCUCGUCGCAUUCCCCAACUUCCAUUCAGAAA